GAAUCAAUCCAGAAAUUGCUGAAACUGCUGAAAAUAUUAUUUUAUUAGAUGAAAAUUCAGAAAAAGAAUAUUUUGAAGAGGCAACAGCAACUCAAAAGAUUCGCACUAAGCAAUCAGAAGAUUUAAAGAUCAGGAAAAUUAAUGCAGCAUUUAAAAGAACCAUUCAACACAUAGAAAGAAGCAGACAACGGAACAAGUGACUUAAGCAUGGCUUAUUUGAAAGAAAUAGUUUAUAUGUUGAAUAAACAAUUUGUAGAAAUACGUGAACUUAAAAAGUGUAUUGGAGAAAAAGAAGCUGCAGAGAAUCAAAAACCUGAAAACAAAGAUUGUGUCAACUGGGCGAAACUUUUGCCUUUCAACAGUAUAGAUGAUAUGGCAAAUUUUUGCAAAAAAUUGGAAACAAAAGAAAACUAUGUGGAGUCUAUGAUAAAAUUGUUAAAAUCUGUGGGAGGCAAAGACGAUAGAAAUAAAGUUAACAAAAUGAUGGAAAAAGUUAUAACAAACACACUCGAUGAGAAAUUUAGUCGCAAGGGACAAAAAGGAAAGCUGGUGUUUGAAAACUGCAAGGUUGAACAAAUUAUAGUUGGUAUUCCGUAG
Vollenhovia emeryi is the source of this 597-nucleotide messenger RNA. RefSeq lists its product as uncharacterized. The transcript has 5 exons. The record is from RefSeq and is a predicted model, not a curated record. The coding region runs from base 208 to 597 and encodes 129 amino acids. NCBI's taxonomy places the organism in Eukaryota, Metazoa, Arthropoda, Insecta, Hymenoptera, Formicidae.